AAUGUGUGCUCGAAAUUUAUUUGACAAAUCUUAAGUAUACAUAGCAAUAUUGUUGGCCAUAAGCGAACGUGUAAAAUAAUAACUGAACCAAACUACAAAUUACGCAUGGGCCGAAUUUAAUAGCGGCAUUAAAUAUGGAAAUGGACGCUGAAAAAGGUGAUGCGUGCAAUAAGGAACCGGAAGAUGGAAAGAUUCUAGACGCGACUCCGACCUUGGACACUGAAACGAAAAGUCUUCAAGAUAAUGAGGUUGAUUCAACUAGCACCGUGGAGGAACCGUCUGCCUUGCCUCCUACCUCCGAGGCAGUCCAAGCGACAUCUGACUCGCCUGCUCGAAGCACAAGAAGCCGUUCAGCCAGCGCAAACCGAAAGUCGCCUAGUCGCAGCCGUAGUCGUAGUGUAAUUGACAGCUCACGACGUUCCCGUAGUCAGUCCGGAUCCCGGCGAUCUCGUAGCGGCUCUGGUCAGCGUUCUCGAAGUGGUUCGCAUCGCUCGCGCAGUGGUUCAGGAUCUAGACGCUCGCGUAGUGGAUCUGCUCACAGUGGUUCACGUUCGCGCAGUGGAUCGAGACGGUCACGGAGUGGAUCUGGCGGACGCUCGCGCUCACGUAGUGGCUCAAGACGAUCCCGUAGCGGUUCCAGACGCUCGCGCAGUGGUACCGGUUCUAGGCGCUCACGUAGCGGAUCGGGAGGACGUUCCCGUAGUGGCUCGAGACGCUCCCGCAGUGGAUCCGGAUCUAGACGCUCCCGCAGUGGAUCCGGAUCUAGACGCUCUCGCAGUGGAUCCGGAUCUAGGCGUUCCCGUAGUGGAUCCAGACGUUCACGUAGUCGAUCUGGAUCCAGACGCUCACGCAGCGGAUCUGGUUCCAGGCGGUCACGAAGUGGAUCUGGAGGACGCUCACGCAGUGGCUCAAGACGCUCGCGCAGUGGAUCAAGGAGAUCACGUAGUGGAUCAAGACGAUCACGUAGUGGAUCAAGACGAUCACGUAGUGGAUCGAGGCGCUCACGCACUGGAUCAAGGGCCUCACGCGCUGGCUCUAAGGCCUCCCGCGCUGGCUCCAGGGCCACGCGCAGUCGAUCCAACAGUGCUGCCUCCACACAAAGUCUGAGUAAAAACAGAAAGGAUUCCGACGACGAGAAACACAACGACGCCUCCCGCGACAAGCGUUCGCGUUCCAAGAGUAUUGCCGAGAAUAACACUUCACAAGAUGCACUGGAUCGCAAACGAAUAAUAGAUAGUGACUCUGAAGAUGACGCACCAAAAAUACAAAGAAAACGACCCAAAAUCACAGAUACAGAUAAUGAGGAUGAGGACGAUGGGGAAAAGCCAAACGAUGAGGAUGCGAAAAGUGCCCAGGAUAAAUUGGUGGAAAGUUCAGAUGAUGAAAACACACCCAUUUCAAAUGAACCAGAGAACAGCAACUUUGUUUCCGAUUUUGAUGCAAUGCUGAUGCGUAAAAAGGAAGAGAAACGCGUGCGAAGACGCAAGAGAGAUAUCGAUCUGAUAAAUGAUAAUGACGAUCUUAUCGAUCAAUUGAUUAUAAAUAUGAAAAAUGCAUCGGACGACGAUCGACAGCUGAAUUUGGCCGGCAGGCCAGCAACAAAGAAAAUUUCAAUGCUCAAACAAGUGAUGUCACAGCUGAUAAAGAAGGAUCUUCAGCUGGCAUUCUUGGAGCACAAUAUACUCAACGUACUUACAGAUUGGUUAGCACCAUUGCCAAAUAAAAGCCUCCCGUGUCUGCAAAUACGAGAGAGCAUUUUGCGAUUGUUAUCCGAUUUUCCAACCAUUGAUAAAUCAUAUUUGAAGCAAUCGGGCAUUGGCAAAGCUGUCAUGUAUUUGUACAAGCAUCCACAAGAGACAAAGACAAAUCGCGAUCGUGCGGGUCGCUUGAUAUCGGAAUGGGCUCGUCCCAUAUUUAAUUUAAGCUGUGAUUUCUCUGCAAUGAGCAAGGAGGAACGGCAGGAGCGUGAUUUAGCGCAAAUGUCUCGCAAUCGCCAGAAGAGCCCAGAUCCCGAGCCCGCUGCAUCCAGUAAUCCACAAACGCUAAAUCACACUUUCUCAAGUGAUGAUAAACCACUACGUCCCGGUGAUCCUGGCUGGGUGGCCCGUGCUCGUGUACCAAUGCCUUCCAACAAAGAUUACGUUAUUCGCCCAAAAUCAACAGUUGAAGGCGAAGUGACAACGGCCUCCAAGCGUAAGCCCAACCGUUAUGAAAAACAUAUGAAACGAUUUUUAGACUCGAAACGCUCGAAAGAAAGUCGUCGCGCCGUCGAAAUAUCUAUCGAGGGUCGCAAAAUGGCGCUUUAAGCAUAAGGAAACCCACUAGUUAUACACAUUUUAUAUAAUUCAUCCCCAACAAAAGAAACAGCUGAACAAAAUAAAUUAUAUAUAUAUAUAUAUAUGUAUAUAUAUCAAGCAUGGCCUUUCUAUGGAUAUCGUAUACCUAUAUAUUGACUUGACAAUUGCCGGUGGGCCUAAGUUACCAAAACCAAAAGAGUUAGCUCCUACGACAAAUAGGAAGUACUUAAGGUCGCCCAAGUCCUGUGAUACGCUUUUUCAAUGUCACAAGCAAAUGCAAUCGACUGACAACAUACAGCUGCGCUCAUAAUGAUAGUAAAGCUAUUGGAAAAUAUGACAAUAGUCAAAAAUAUAUAUAUGUAUGAAUUCUUUCUCGAA
Molecule: messenger RNA, 2675 nt
Organism: Drosophila grimshawi
Lineage: Eukaryota; Metazoa; Arthropoda; Insecta; Diptera; Drosophilidae
Product: IWS1-like protein
Exons: 7
Coding region: 135-2306 (723 amino acids)
Biological process (GO): poly(A)+ mRNA export from nucleus
Cellular component (GO): nucleus
Source: RefSeq, a predicted model, not a curated record